CUCCGUUUCCUCCCCACCCUUUGCAUCUACGUGAGGAAAGCAUCUCAGAAGAGAGGCUCAGCGUUCAAGAUGCAGAUCUUCGUCAAGACCCUCACGGGCAAGACCAUCACUCUCGAGGUCGAGAGCUCCGAUACCAUUGACAAUGUCAAGUCCAAGAUCCAGGACAAGGAGGGCAUUCCCCCGGACCAGCAGCGUCUGAUCUUCGCCGGAAAGCAGCUCGAGGAUGGCCGCACUCUUUCGGACUACAACAUCCAGAAGGAGUCCACCCUCCACUUGGUCCUCCGCCUUCGUGGUGGUAUGGCCAAGAAGCGCAAGAAGAAGGUGUACACCACCCCCAAGAAGAUCAAGCACAAGCGCAAGAAGACCAAGCUAGCUGUCCUCAAGUACUACAAGGUUGACGGCGAUGGCAAGAUCGAGCGUCUUCGCCGCGAGUGCCCCCAGCCCGAGUGCGGUGCUGGUGUCUUCAUGGCCGCCAUGCACAACCGCCAGUACUGCGGAAAGUGCCACCUGACCUACGUCUUCGACGAGGCCAAAUAAGCGCAUCGCCACCGGGGCACGCGACACGAUCGAUAACGAGUUACGGCAUCAAGGCAUAUAUGGGAGGAGCUGAAUAGGUUUCACCACAAUGUCGGACAUCUAGAAUCAAUCAAACUUGUCAUGGACUUCACACCUCGGUUACCGACCCCAAAUCGUGAAUGAAAUGCUCAGUGCGUGUGGUGCGAGCGUCAUACCAGUGAUCUCCCGUGUAUGCGUAGAUCUUCAUCUCGCGUAACUAAUGUAUAUGCAGAGCGUCCGUGUUUCGAAUACCGAUACCAUGGUCGCCUUGUCUUCGUGCUUCAACCUGAUGAACGUUAUCGCCGUAGACUUGGUUCAUACAUUGGACUAUCAUGGUCUCAUUACAGCUGCAAAGCACUAGCGACUACCUAAUUAUGGUCAUAUGGAAAUCAACAACCUACCGCU
Alternaria alternata is the source of this 960-nucleotide messenger RNA. Its product is annotated as ubiquitin-40S ribosomal protein S31 fusion protein. Gene Ontology annotation, cellular component: ribosome; cytoplasm; nucleus. Bases 70 to 537 code for a protein of 155 amino acids. Lineage: Eukaryota; Fungi; Ascomycota; Dothideomycetes; Pleosporales; Pleosporaceae. Gene Ontology annotation, molecular function: ubiquitin protein ligase binding; protein tag activity; structural constituent of ribosome. The record is from RefSeq and is a predicted model, not a curated record. The transcript has 3 exons. Gene Ontology annotation, biological process: modification-dependent protein catabolic process; translation; protein ubiquitination.